This is a messenger RNA of Striga asiatica, 402 nucleotides long. The record is from the annotation of a GenBank genome assembly. Lineage: Eukaryota; Viridiplantae; Streptophyta; Magnoliopsida; Lamiales; Orobanchaceae.
AUGAGGAGCAUAAUCACCAAAGGCAACAGAAUAAAACCAAUUACCAAAGCAACUAUCCCAAAAAGCAUUAGAGAUAUCGAUAUCCCGCUAAAGAGCAAACCAAAAGCCACAGGCGAAAUUUCUGAAAAUCGACAUAGUCCCGUCGGAGGACCCGAAGAGGGUGUCGGCGAGGCCAGGGGACCCAGAGAGGCCGAUGCCAAGGGAGAGGGCGGAGCCGCGAACGGUGGUGGGAGAGAAGGUGACGCCUGGCAAAAGAGGUGCAGGGGUCGACGGGCGGCAGAGGAGAAGUUCCAGAUGGAGAAGAUGUGGGCGACGGAAGAGAUCUCGAUGACGGAGGAAAUAGAGAAAUCGAAACCAAAGGAAAUGCCUGGAAAAGAUGCUCCCAAGGAGGACAAGCACUAG